UACCAGAUUGAAGAAUGGCAGCGUUCAUGGAAGAAGAUGGUCUUGCAUCUGAAGAUUUAUAUGCUGUUUUAAACGUUGACCGAAAUGCUAGUACAGAUGAAAUCAACACUGCCUUUCGUAGAUUUAGUAAAAUCUUCCACCCAGACAAACAUUUAGAUGAUAAAAAGAAAAAGCAUGCAGAAAACAUGUUCAAUAAAAUCAAGAAGGCUCAUGAAGUUUUAACAGAUCCUAACAAAAGACCAGUCUAUGACCAAUUUGGAAUGAAAGGUUUAGAAAUAGAAGGCAUGGAGUUAAUAUCAAAAUCAAAGUCAGCAGCUGAAAUAAUUGCUGAGUUAGCGAAACAAGAGGAGGAAAGAAAAUUACAACAGAUGACUAAUCCAAGGGGUCAAGUAGUUAUAGAACUCAACGCCUCUGAUUUAUUUUAUAAUGAAGAAUAUAAAGAAUACAGUUCUGGUUUAAGUGGUUUAGAGGUUAGUAGUAUGAGUUUAGUACAAACUGUGGAAUGUCCUCUUACACGGCGAGACACAGUCAGACUUGGUGGUAACGUGACGGCACAGAAUGGAAAUGGACAGGGAAUGUUUACAACAGUAUGGAGAAGGGUGUGGUCAGCUAAAGGUUGGAAUGAGUUUCAAGUGUCCAUUGGUAAUGGUUUUAGAGGAGGAUUGCAGGCUUUUUAUCAAAUUAACAGAAGAUGCUUUUGUGUAGGGUCAGUAUCAAUUUUAGCAGUGCCAAAUGGAAUAAAACCUGGAUUGUCAACAGUGAUAGCAUGGCAACUGGACAAAAAUUUACAAGGAAAAAUGCUUUUUAAUGCCAGUAUGUCGUCCUCCUCAGUGAAAACUCUGCUUAUAUUUGAACAUCAACCUUACACAGCUAAAUUAUCAUUACAGUUAGGGUUACAGAUGGGGAUACCAGCAAAUUUCAUUCAGGCUGCUUUAUCUAGAAAAUUUAAAUCGCAUGAUGCUGAGGUUCGUGUAGCAGGGAAGCUUGGUACAAUAGAAAGUUAUAUUGAAUAUGGUAUUCAGAAAAAAAUCUCACAGUUCAGCUGGAUUGGUGCUAAAAUGAUGAUAGGAAUUCCUUUUGGGGUAUAUGUACAAAUCAGACUAGUAAGAGGACAACAGACUUUUGUUUUUCCGGUGAAAUUGUCAGAACACAUAAUGCCCAAUGUUGUAUUCUAUGGAACAUUUUUCCCUGUGGUUGUAUAUUUUGCUGUACGUAAACUUGUUGUGACACCCUACCUCAAAGAGCAGGAAGAAGAAGAAUUGGAGAAGAGGAAGAAAGACCAUGCGGAGACUUAUGCCCAACAAAAAGAAGAGGCUGAAUCUGCAAUAGAACUGAUGAUGGGAACAGUGGAGAGAAUUAUAGAAACUGAGGAAAGUAAAAGCGGUCUAAUUAUAACCAAAGCUGUUUAUGGUAGACUUCUGUCAGAAGGGGAAUUAUCUGAAGAUGAAUGUAUAAAUGUGACCAUUCCUUUACAAUGUCUAGUCAAGGAUUCCAGACUACAGCUACCAGAAAGUAAAUCUAAGGCUGAUAUCCCAGGUUUUUAUGAUCCUUGUCCAGGUGUUGCCAAAUCACUUUAUAUACAAUACAGAUUUAGAGACCAACUUCAUGAAACAACAGUACCAGAUGAAGAACCAAUCAGAUUACCUUUACAAAGUCAUUUAAUAAGUGAAGAUUCUGGAGGUGUAUGACAUAAGGAAGAUAGUUAGAGAAAACUUGUGUGCCAAUCUGUACUCUAUACAAACCAGCUGACUGAAGGACUCUAAACUGAGUCUGUUUUAUCACUGAACAGAACGGUUCCUGACAGAAUCUAAUCACUAGAGUGUUUACUACAGCUGGAUGUGGUUUCUGUUAUAUUGACAAAUCAAAAUAUAACAAUUAAUGAGAAGUUGUUGAAACAUGAUAAAUUACGUGUUGAAAGAUGAUCUGGUACUGAGAAUAUUUUGAUUAUUCAUUGUUAUGUUACUUCUUUCAAGAGACAAAACAUAGGAUUUGUUGUUCUGUUUUUUGUUUUCACAUAAAGUAUCAACACUGUUCAGUUUUCAAAUCAGGUUUUUUGUUGAACAUAUCUUGUUAAAUUAUUGAUAUUAUACCUAAA
Messenger RNA from Mytilus californianus (California mussel), 2095 nucleotides. Its product is annotated as dnaJ homolog subfamily C member 11-like. Bases 15 to 1688 code for a protein of 557 amino acids. Gene Ontology annotation, biological process: cristae formation. The transcript has 17 exons. Lineage: Eukaryota; Metazoa; Mollusca; Bivalvia; Mytilida; Mytilidae. The record is from RefSeq and is a predicted model, not a curated record.